Molecule: messenger RNA, 2531 nt
Organism: Tripterygium wilfordii
Lineage: Eukaryota; Viridiplantae; Streptophyta; Magnoliopsida; Celastrales; Celastraceae
Exons: 11
Coding region: 254-2191 (645 amino acids)
Source: RefSeq, a predicted model, not a curated record
UUCUUUCUUCGAUCUGUUACGAGUCGUUUUUGACUCGUGCAACCAAACAGAGAGAGCUAUUCAAUGUCGAGAGCAUCGAUUUGAAUUCAAUACCACUAACUCCGUCGCUCUCUCUGAUUUGCUGCUUUAAAACGUCGGAUUCCUUUGGAAAAAUUCACGUGAUCUGAAUUUCCAGGAAUAGCAAGAGCUCCCAUCGUCUCGGUAAGUCUCUCUUUGUUUGGCUCGCUUGUCGUGUUAGGAUUUCUACUGAGGAAUGAAGUCUCCACUGGGAAAGUUGCGAAGAUUCACACUGCACCCCAAGGAUGAUGCCAAGGAUAAAAGGGACUUUUCGACUUCCGCUCAGAUAGAUGAGCUUGCUCAGGCCGCGCAGGAUAUGCAAGAAAUGAGAGAUUGCUAUGAUAGCUUACUUUCUGCCGCUGCUGCUACAGCAAACAGUGCAUAUGAAUUCUCAGAAUCAUUGCGAGAAAUGGGUUCUUGUCUAAUGGAGAAAACCACACUACAUGAAGAUGAAGAAAGUUAUAAACUGUUGGUAAUGUUGGGAAAAACGCAGUUUGAACUUCAGAAACUUGUUGAUAGCUAUAGGUCUCAUAUAUUCAUGACAAUUACAAACCCAUCGGAAUCUCUUCUCAAUGAACUUCGGGCAGUUGAGGAUAUGAAUCGCCAAUGUGAUGAAAAGAGAACUGUAUAUGAACACAUGAUAUCUCAGCCGAAAGAAAAAGGACGAUCAAAGAGUGGAAAAGGUGAAAGUUUUACUCGACAACAAUUACAAACAGCUCAUGAUGAAUACGAUGAAGAGGCAACACUUUGUGUAUUCCGGUUGAAAUCUCUGAAGCAAGGGCAGUCUUGGAGUCUCCUUACGCAUGCUGCUUGUCACCAUGCUGCACAGUUGAAUUUUUUCCGAAGGGGUCUAAAAUCACUUGAGGCAGUUGAUCCACAUGUUAGGCUGGUCGCUCAAGAGCAGCAUAUUGACUAUCCAUUUUCUGGACUUGAUGAUGAUGGUGGGGAGGAGGGUGAGACUGAUUUUGAGAAUAGCUACAAUACUAAUGAGGAUGGGGAGCUGAGUUUUGACUUCAGAGCAAAUAAGCGAGGGCUUGACGUUGUUUCCACCUUGAAGAAUUCAAUGGAGGUUGAUGUAGUUGACUCUUCAUUUCCCCAAGAUUCAGUAACAGAAGAUGCAGAGGUAAACGUUGACAGAAGUCAAGGGGAUCACAAGGCUAUAGAUAGAGAACAUAGAGUUGGCAGCCAUUCGGCCCCCAUAUUCCAGGAAAGGAAAUCUGAGCCCCUCAAUAAAAUAAGACAAAUUCCGUCAUCAACUAGGAAAUCUAAUUCUUAUGUUCUGCCCACACCCAUUGAUGCAAAGGGUGUUAUACCUUCAAGAACAAGUAAUGCAAUCCCCCAAGCAAAGCCAGCGAACACAAGUGGUAGGGCCUACCACCUGUGGCAUUCUUCUCCUUUGGAACAGAGGAAUCAUGAGAAAGAUUUUAAUGAUGGCUACUUGUUAGAGCUCACUGGCUUGAAAACAAACUUGGUACAGAAAGAGGGCAACACUAACAUUGCCAGCCAGCUACCCCUGCCUUCAAAAGAGGGAAUUUCUCUUCCACAGCUUGAUACUUAUAAUUUAUCCGAUACAAAGAAAAUCAAAAGACAAGCUUUCUCUGGCCCACUAGCUAGUAAGCCAUCCUCUAUGCGAGUAUCCGCUCAACUUCCUCACCUAGUUCCUGGUGUGCUUUCUCGUGUACCUGUACCUCAACCUUCUUCAUCUCCAAAAAUAUCCCCAAGUACGUCACCUCCUCCUGCUUCACCCAGAAUAAAUGAGCUUCAUGAGCUUCCUAGACCACCGGGUAAUUUUGGCAGCAAGGCAGCUAAAUCUCAAGGUUUUGUUGGCCACUCCGCUCCAUUGGUCUCUCGAAACUCGGAUGUGUCAAAUAAAACUCUUUCAGCCACAUCAAACACUGCAUCUCCUCUUCCAACUCCCCCAUUGACAGCUUCCCGGAGUUUCUCUGUACGUUCAAGCAAUCAGAGAGCUAUGGCAAUACAUGUUUCUAAGCAUUUGGAGUCUCCUCAAGUUUCAGUCAAGGCAGAAAAUUUUGGUUCUCCUCCGUUGACACCUAUUUCUCUUACAAGCAUCAAGCCAGUAUCAACUGUAACUGAGUUGGUCUCUGAAUCUGGUCAAAUUAUAGGGGGGGGCUGAAAGGUGAGGCUAUAAUUUUAUUGUUUUGCUCUCUGGAAUUAUUGGUUGGAUACAGGUUUGUAAAUAUAAAGUGAAUGGAUUGUUUAGUUCCUCAUCUCAAUUAGGAGCAUUAUUUUUACCAUUUGUGAUUGGUUGUGAUGAGAACUAAACUGCAUGUACCUCUUCCAAAGAGAAAUUUUGUUCCCUAAUUCUUUUUCCCCACGAAGGAUUAUGUGGGGAGAAGUCUGUGUUAAGAUGGUUUUGGAAAAUUUCCUUAUCAGAUGUCAACGUUGUAAAAUAACUUGGAGGGUCCGUACACUGCAAUGCGUAUGAAAGUGCUAAUUCCAUGAUUUUAAAUCCA